AUGUUAAAGUUUUCAGCUUUGGGCUGAUUAAGAUCUGUUUAUGGCUCAAGCCACCAGGCAUAGAGGAGGUGAGAUGGACACAGCGUCUAUAAAAUGUCUAAUCAAUAGUAUAUCGCGAUUGGUUCAUCUAGUUUCAUGCCAAACAGUGAAGUCUGUGCCUAUUCAGAAGGUUUACAGAACCAUAGUUGAUGUAUUGAAGCUUUUGAAGCCAUUACUUGAUGAGGUAGUUGAUUACCAUAUCCCUUCAGAUGAUAUUCUAUUUCAAGAGUGUGAAGAACUGGACAUGGUUGUCAAUGAAGCCCGGGAAUUCAUUGAAAACUGGUCUCCAAAGUCGAGCAAACUAUUAAGUGCUUUGCGGAGUGAGCCAUUGUUGAUAAAGAUACAAAAUUCAUCGCUCAAGAUUUGCUGUACAUUAAGUAGAUUAUUACAGUCGUCUUCAUCUCGUUCCGGUUUAAUGGGUCUUCAGCAAUGUAUGCAGGAAAUUGAACGUUUGAAGCCUGAAAGAGUAACAGAAUACUUAGAAGAGGCUCUGAAAAGUCAAACAAAAGAUUUCAUGCCUUCCACCAAAUAUCUUAUGAAAAUUACUGAAUUGCUUAGCUUGACUUCCAGCCAAGAACUGUUGAAAGAAAGUAUUGCUGUAGAAAAGGAAAGAAUGAAUGUUGAAGUUCGUGAUAUUAGAGGGGAACUAGCUAAAAUCGACCAAGUUGUGGUUCUUGUCUCCCAUAUUCGCGAAUUCAUGGUUAAAAGUGACCACAUUACCGCAUCUGGCAUCCCAGUCCCUCCAUACUUCCGCUGCCCUUUGUCUUCAGAGCUCAUGUUGGAUCCUGUGAUUGUAGCUUCAGGUCAAACAUACGAGAGAACUUCCAUUCAGAAGUGGCUUGAUCAUGGGUUGAUUAUCUGCCCAAAGACCCGUCACAGGCUGACACAUACAAACCUCAUUCCUAAUUAUACGUUCAAAGCUAUGGUAGAAAGUUGGUGUCAGGAAAAUAAUAUUAUACUUGCGAUGAACUCUCACUGCACUAAUGCUAUCACUGUCCCAUCUCCAUCAGGUCACAUCUCUCCUGAAGGUUUAAUUCACACAGAUACCCAGUACUCCAUGCGCAGUAGCAAUUCAACAUCAAGAUCCUCUGUUGAAGUUGAGAAGCAAAGAAAAGAUGAAUAUCCUAGAUUGAGUGGAGAAAAGUCCAAUGGAUGCCCUAGCGGUGAGAAAGGCCAGUCAUCGCCAAAACAGUCAUAUAUUCAUAGCAGGAGUGAAUCAGCCUCAAGUACUGUUUCCAGUGUUGAUUAUAUGCCUCCCCCAUCUAUUAAGGUAUCAGGGAUAUCCAAUAAGCAUCAAAAGGAUAAUGAUUUUUCUGGAGAAAUCACAUCUGAGUAUCCUGGUGACAGCCCUAAUUACCCAAACAAACAGCUGCUUCCAUUUUCUAGCUCAGAAUCUGAUGGUUUAACGACAACAUCCCAUGUCAUGAAAUUGAUUGAAGACCUCAAGAGCCAAUUGGACGAUGUGCAAACUAUGGCUGCAGAAGAAUUGCGGCUUCUUGCAAAGCACAAUAUGGAUAAUCGCAUUAUUAUAGGCCAGUGUGGUGCUAUCACACCCUUGCUUUCGCUGUUAUAUUCAGAGGUGAAGAUAAUGCAAGAGCAUGCUGUGACAGCUCUUUUGAAUUUAUCAAUUAAUGAAGACAAUAAGGCCAUGAUUGCAGAAGCAGGAGCAAUUGAACCACUAAUCCAUGUUCUGAAAACAGGAAAUGAUGGUGCCAAAGAAAAUUCAGCUGCAGCUUUAUUCAGCCUCUCUGUCUUGGAUGAAUACAAGGCAAAAAUUGGCCGUUCUGGUGCAGUAAAGGCCUUGGUUGAUCUUCUACGCUCCGGGACUCUUAGAGGGAAGAAAGAUGCUGCUACAGCACUGUUCAAUCUCUCAAUUUUUCACGAAAAUAAGGCUCGUCUAGUUCAAGCUGGGGCUGUGAAGUAUCUUAUUGAGUUGAUGGAUCCCGACACUGGGAUGGCGGACAAGGCUGUUGCUCUUCUGGCAAAUUUGUCCACUAUUGCAGAGGGGCGCUUGGCAAUUGCCCGGGGAGGAGGAAUUCCGUUACUAGUUGAGAUUGUUGAAUCAGGUUCUCAGAGGGGAAAGGAAAAUUCUGCCUCCGUUCUACUGCAACUGUGCCUUCAUAGUCCAAAGUUUUGUACUAUGGUUCUUCAGGAAGGAGCUGUCCCUCCGCUGGUUGCUUUAUCUCAGUCUGGCACUCCAAGAGCAAAGGAAAAGGCACAACAGCUUCUCAGCCACUUCCGGAAUCAGAGAGAAGGGGCUAUGGGGAAGGGAAAAUAGAGAAAUUUUGUUGAUCGGUUGCUGAUUUUUUUUCUCCCUCGAUAUUGCUCUUCCAUAAUAUUUGAUUCUCCCUCCAGAAUUCAGUAGAGCUAUUCUUUUUUCCACAUAUUCUUUACUUGUGCUUUUGGUUUUCGAAAAGUUUAAACUUUUUGCCUCUUUUUGUAUGAGUGAGCUAAGGAUUGAUUCACAAGAGCCUAGGAUGUCCAAACUUUUCUUUCUGUGUGUUUUCUUCUUUAUUUUGCUUUCUCUUGUACUUAUGCUAGGUGAGCUUCUUGUGCUCUUAGUUUGCCCGAGAACAUAGCUUCGCUUAGUGGCUGCAGUGAUUGAUUUGGUUCUCCUACAUUGUUGUACAUAUACUUUGUACAUAUAAUAUACACUCGUGUAAUUUGCAGUAUGAUCAGACUUUACAUUAUCAUAUUA
Fragaria vesca subsp. vesca is the source of this 2737-nucleotide messenger RNA. Its product is annotated as U-box domain-containing protein 3-like. Gene Ontology annotation, cellular component: cytoplasm; nucleus. The transcript has 6 exons. The record is from RefSeq and is a predicted model, not a curated record. Gene Ontology annotation, molecular function: protein binding; ubiquitin-protein transferase activity. Gene Ontology annotation, biological process: protein ubiquitination. The coding region runs from base 41 to 2317 and encodes 758 amino acids. Lineage: Eukaryota; Viridiplantae; Streptophyta; Magnoliopsida; Rosales; Rosaceae.